GAUUGGCAGUUGGUACUAGAACAAAGCUAUUCUCUUUCGAAGACAGCAUGGUUUCAGCAGUGGCUCCAUCUGGUAGUGAUGGUAUCUGUGCAUCAAUGGUGCUAUCACAAGGCUACCCUUGUGAAGAACAUACAGUAACAACACAAGAUGGCUACAUACUCAGUAUGCAGAGAAUUCCAGCUGGUAAGUCCGGGGAGACCUCCGGGAAUAAGGUACCGGUUCUUCUACAACAUGGACUCCUUAUGGAUGGGAUAACAUGGCUGCUACUACCUCCAGACGAAUCUUUGGCAUUCAUCUUGGCAGAUAAUGGGUAUGAGGUGUGGAUUGCCAAUACCCGUGGAACCAAAUAUAGCCUUGGACAUACAUCACUCACCCCCGAUGAUCCGGCUUAUUGGGAGUGGUCAUGGGAUGAAUUGGUCGCUUAUGACCUCCCAGCCGCAUACCAGUAUGUGCAUGAUCAAGCAGGACAGAAGCUUCACUAUGUUGGACAUUCACUGGGAACUUUGAUUGCUCUUGGUGCUUUUUCAGAAGACCAGCUAGUUAACAUGUUGAGAUCAGCUGUCUUACUUAGCCCAAUUGCUCAUGUUGGUCAGAUAACCUCACCCCUUGCAAAAACUGCUGCUGAAAACUUCAUUGCUGAGGAUUUAUACAAAUCAGGUUUUAGAGAAUUUGAUCCAAAAGGACCAAUGAUAGUCCAAGUUCUUAAGGAAAUCUGCUCCAAACCAGGCGUUGACUGCACAAACUUGAUGACCUCUUUCACAGGCCAGAAUUGCUGCUUAAAUUCAUCCAUUACCGACAUUUUUCUAGACCAUGAGCCUCAGGCAACUUCAAUAAAAAACAUGAUCCACCUCGCUCAGAUGAUAAGAGAUGGAAAAGUUGCGAUGUUCGACUACAAUGACAAGGAGGAGAACCAACAACACUACGGUCAGGACACCCCUCCAGAGUACAAAAUGGCGAGCAUACCGCAUGACAUUCCUCUCUUCCUCGGUUAUGGAGGGGCAGAUGCGCUUUCUGAUGUCCAAGAUGUGAAGCUAUUGCUCAACAGCCUCAAAGAUCAUGAUGGAGAUAAGCUUGUGAUUCAGUACAUAGAUGAUUAUGCUCAUGCAGAUUUUGUCAUGGGUGAAAAUGCUAAACAAGAUGUGUAUGAUCCUCUCAUGGCUUUCUUCAAACUUCAGUGAAAAACUGAAAACCUCAUUUGUACAAAGUAAUAUCAAUACUUUCUUUCUUCUAAUUUUACCAACAAAAGUCAUACUAAAACAGUAAA
Molecule: messenger RNA, 1264 nt
Organism: Rosa chinensis
Lineage: Eukaryota; Viridiplantae; Streptophyta; Magnoliopsida; Rosales; Rosaceae
Product: triacylglycerol lipase 2
Exons: 9
Coding region: 48-1178 (376 amino acids)
Biological process (GO): lipid metabolic process
Molecular function (GO): hydrolase activity, acting on ester bonds
Source: RefSeq, a predicted model, not a curated record